CCCCGGAGAGUCGAGCCGUCACACACACCGAUCUGUAACCAUGAUGCUGAAGAUAAUGGGAGUUCUGCUCUGCGCUACGCUGGUCGCCUGCGUCGACGUCAUGCCUCAGAAAGACUUCAACCUGGAGAAGAUGGCUGGUAAGUGGUGGGUCGUGGGCCUUGCCACCAACGCCCAGUGGUUUGUGAACCGUAAGGCUGGCAUGAAGAUGGGCACUUCCAUGAUGCUGCCCACUGCCGGAGGAGACCUGGACAUCAGCUGCACCAAGCAGAACGCUGAUGGUUCUUGCUGGAAGACAACCCAUCUGGCCAAGAAGACUGACAUCCCAGGCCGCUUCACCUUCACCAGCCAGCGUUGGAACAGUGAAAAUGACAUGCGUGUGGUAGCUGUUCAGUAUGAUGACUUUGCUCUGAUCCACACCAUCAAGACCAAAGACGGAGUAACUGACGUGCUCAACAAACUAUUCAGUCGCACUCCAGAGGUGAGCGCAGCUCUGCAGGAGAAGUUCAUGCAGUUCUCUCUGGAUACAGGAAUCCUCUCUGAGAACGUUACUAUCCUGCCCAAGAACGGUGAAUGUACCGAGGCAUAAAUUUCCGCUCAUCCCUUUCUCCGUCUACUCCUCUUCCACUGGCCUCUGUCACCAUUUCAAGCACAAACUCUUUUCCUGGAAGAAGACUGAAGACUGCAAACCCCUACCAUCCCCUCCCCCAGCAGAACAAACCCCUUCACCUUUAACUCCCCACUGUUCCAAUGCGCCACUCUACAUUCGUUUUUUUUAUGCUGAUUGUUCUUGUUGAAAUAAAGCAUGUUUAAAAAAAUA
Messenger RNA from Coregonus clupeaformis (lake whitefish), 817 nucleotides. RefSeq names its product lipocalin. The transcript has 6 exons. Lineage: Eukaryota; Metazoa; Chordata; Actinopteri; Salmoniformes; Salmonidae. Bases 41 to 586 code for a protein of 181 amino acids. The record is from RefSeq and is a predicted model, not a curated record. Gene Ontology annotation, molecular function: small molecule binding.